UCUGUGUAAUAAAGCGCGGAAGUACCGCAGGGGAAUUCCUCGACAGUCUGCUCCUGUCUGAGCUUCUGUAGAUACUUUUCAUCUGAUUUACUUGGUAAAUUUUGAUACUGCCAGCCCGGUGGGAUUGAAGAUGUUGGCCAAGCUGAGCGCCUGUGGUUGAAUAUUUACCGGGCCGUGUUGUUUUGGCAGAUGUCAUCCGGACUGUCUCCUCAAAGCGGAUCUGUGUUAGCGCAGAGUUAAAACACUGUUGACGGGUUAAAGAAGAGCCAUGGUCCAGCCGCAGCCGUCAGGGGGAUGCACUCUGCAGCGGGAGCUGACUGGAGAGGAAACUGUUGGGGCCGGAAGUCAGGGGUCACUGAUGGCCAGUUCACAGGGAUCACUGAGGGUCCCUCCUGAAUUAGCAGGAAAUGAGGUGGUUCAUCGACUUAUCACCGAUAAUAACCAGCUUCGAGAGGUGCUGAAGCAAAGCAAUGAUGCUCUAAAGGAGAGAUGUGAAGAAAUGGAGGGAUGGCAGAGGAGGUCGAGGGAGGAACGAGAGUUCCUGAGUUGUAGAUUUCGUGAGGCCAGAGCCUUAGUGCAGCGACUGGUGCAGGAAAACCAGAGCUUGUUUGGGCAGCUCAACCACACUAUCAGUCAAACAGGAAGUCAAAGUGUUGAAUUCUCUAAGGAGACUGGAAGUCAAGGUCAGGCCCAAGAGCUAAAGUGCACUAAUACAGAAAUAAAUGCCCUCAUGGACACACCAGAAUUAUUAAAUAAAGCCGCUCUGAUAGAUCGAGCUGAAGGAGACACUGGCAGACACACAAUCCCACAAAGUUUGCCUGCUGAGGGCUCUAAUGAAUUUCUAAAACUGCUAAAAAGCCACAAAGAGAAGAUGGAUGAAGGUAUGAGAGCACUGAGGAGGAGGAAUGAGGAACUGGAGAAGGAGAAAGCAGAGAGUGAAAAGGAGAGGGAAAACCUUCUCGCCUCCGUGGAGCAGUUACGCUCUAAACAGGCUCAGAAUAGUCCUGUUACUGAAGAGUCAGUGCAGCAGACGUGCGCUCUAACUGUUCCUGUGGAAAGCUCUCACUUGGGCAAGCUAACAGAGCAGCUUCAGGCUACACAAGGCAGAUACAGGGAGCUCCAGGAUAAGCUGGACUGCCUUCAGAAGAACUCUGUUCAGAGAGACCGAACUGAAGCUCUUCUCAAACAGAAGGAGAAGGACUUUGUUCAGCUGACAAAGGAGAGUGAAGCUCUGAGAGCUCAAGUCACGUCUCUUUUCGGUGAGCUAAAUGAACGACAAAACUGGCUAGAGAAGAGUGAAUUAGAGAGACGACAUUUAGAGGAUAAGCUGGGCAAGAAGACAGAACGCUUGCAGACUUUAGAGCGAGAGAUAGAUCAGCAGAAAAAGCAGCACAGUGUGACGGUGGACAAUCUUCUACUGCAGACACAGAACCUGGAAACUGCACUGAAGAACGAGAGGCUCGUCAUCGUAGAGGAGAGGAGGAAGCUGGCUCAGCUCCAGCAUGCAUACACAUGCCUGUUUCAGGAUUACGACAACAAGCUUAAAAGUGAAAAGCAAGCUAAUCACCGGAGCGGUGAGGCAGAUACACUGGCUAACAGGUUAGCAGAGGCAGAGAAAGCUCUCGCUUUGAAACAGGAUCUCAUCGAUAAACUCAAGGAAGAAACUGAGCAGCUGAGAGCUACUUUGGAGACUAUACCAGUGCUUAAUGCUCAGGCGGAGAUCUACAAGAUGGACUUUUUGGCUGAGAGGGAAGCCAGAGAGAAACUGAAUCAGAAGAAAGAGGAGCUUCAGGAGGAGCUUACAAAGGCAAUGGCUGAGAUAGAUAGACUCAAACUAGAGGGAACCUCACGAGCUCGCAUAGAGGAGAUGCAACAGAGGCAUUUGGAGGACUUCAGGCCUCGACCACUUCUCCCACCUGCUGCACCCUUCCAAAGAGCAACCAUGUUCAACCCAGCCCAACCUCCAUCUGCGCGCAGAAGGGAAGACGAUCAAGAAGAGCUGCCUGAUUAUCGCUGCCCCAAAUGUAUGUACAAGGCACCGGACAUGGACACCCUGCAAAUUCAUGUCAUGGACUGUAUCCAGUGAGAGGAUGAGAGGUUCAGGUAUUCUCUUAACCUCUGUGUGAACUCUUAAAAAAAAAAAAAAAAAAGAAAAGAAAGAAAAAAAGACCUUGAACAUGCUAAAGACAACCAGAUGAGAACAAUCUGAAAACAUUGAACAUUUGCUUCUGCUGCAGAGUGACUUGUUAAAGUAGACACAUGGCAGAUAUUUUUUAUCUUUGUGGUUAUAGAGCUGCCACCAUGUUCCAGUACAUUUAGUGUAGGUAAAGCUCAUCUGUUCUGCCUUUCAGUGACUGCAUAGUCUAAUGUACUGCAUGUGUGAUUGUUUGUGUCUGCUUUAUGUCUGCACACAUCUGACAGUGACAAUGUUUCUUUUAUACCUGUGGUAUUUUUUUCUCUGGAUGUAUGCUCUCUUGAGGAUUCAUGCAGGCCUGUAUUAAUAUUGUGUAAUAUCAGCCAAAGUGAAUAUGGAAAAAACAACUUUGUACAGACUAUUGUUAUGAAGAAAUUUAAAGAAAUAAAAGUAUGAAUGUUA
Molecule: messenger RNA, 2596 nt
Organism: Xyrauchen texanus (razorback sucker)
Lineage: Eukaryota; Metazoa; Chordata; Actinopteri; Cypriniformes; Catostomidae
Gene: ikbkg
Product: inhibitor of nuclear factor kappa B kinase regulatory subunit gamma
Exons: 15
Coding region: 269-2086 (605 amino acids)
Biological process (GO): positive regulation of canonical NF-kappaB signal transduction
Cellular component (GO): cytoplasm; IkappaB kinase complex; nucleus
Molecular function (GO): K63-linked polyubiquitin modification-dependent protein binding
Source: RefSeq, a predicted model, not a curated record